This is a messenger RNA of Cylicostephanus goldi, 1246 nucleotides long. NCBI's taxonomy places the organism in Eukaryota, Metazoa, Nematoda, Chromadorea, Rhabditida, Strongylidae. The record is from the annotation of a GenBank genome assembly.
AAUGAGUCAAUAACAAAUUUACCAAAAAGAGUCAAAUCAUUUGCUAAAGUUAAGCAAGCUGCUAUCGCGCAUUUCUUUAUAGGAAGGAGAACGGAUCAAUUUGAAUAGAGGUGAAGGCAAAGAGCUCGAAAGCAGAUUCGUUGCUGAUGAUUCUGAGGAUGGUCAUCAUCACUCUCUUACGAUAGUCUCAAUCGAACCUGCUGAUGCUGGCGAGUAUGGCGUCAUCAUUGAUGGUGUAUACACAAUCGUCACGAAGAUUGUCGUGACAGACUCGGAAGUCUUCACACAAUCUAUUUUCGAAGAACCAGAAGUUGAUGUCUGCUUACAAAUGUACUCGGUGAAGGACACUGCUAGCGUAGAUAUGGGUGAAGCUGCCGUGCCUGGAGAAAAAGUGUUGAAAGAAAAAGCUUCUUUCACCACUCAGGAAGAUCAAAUCUUGGAAAGCGAGUUCGAGAUAGUUGACAUCCCCUACGACGACGAAAAAGAGAAAGAAAAAGAGGCUGCUCCGCAAGUCGAUGAAGCGGCUCGUGAAGCAGCGUUGGCGGUUGCAUCAGCAAUUAUGGAAAAUUUGUUGCAAGAAUCGUAUGUAGAAUAUGGAGAAGUACAACGACGGACUAGCGAUGCACAGAAGAAGGAGAGUGGAGCCACAACUCCGUUAUCCGAACAGUUUGAAGAGAUUGCUGAAAUCAACAUCGAACUUCCGUCUGACGAGGAGAGCCCUUCACCCAUGGAGAAACAAAAGCACGAAGAGACCUUGAUAGAACUCAGCUGCGAAGAGCAUGACUAUGUGAAGCUUUUGGUUCAAGAAUCCAUUGACGCAGCUAUGAAGGAUCUAACAGCACUCUCACAAGAGCCACAAAGUCCCUUGGAACCAGCAACUUCUGGACAACCAACUGAAGCCCCAGAAAUACAAAUCGAAGAAGCCACGAAAGCAGAACCGACUCCAGCACUGGAGCUUCUGAAAGCUCAUGCGGAGGAGGUGUUGGUUCCGUUAGAACUUCAUAGAGAUCAAACGAGCUACUCGACAGAAAUAUCCAUACCAAGAGCUAGGAAGUGCAAGCUAACCGUCUUCCUCACAUUUGAUGAAGGCUACGAUUCGUUGCCGAUCCAAGAAGUGCAGCUUCAAAUUGAAUUCCAGAAGCCGCCUCAGUCGGAGACCACGGAACAAAUACUGUCCCAAAUUAUGUACGAAGAUGACGGUGAGUCUGAUACUUGGCUCUUUAUCAAAGUACAAAGCUGUCCUUAG